AUGAAUCCCACCACCCAACCCCCACCGCAACCACCGCCAUUGUUACCGCCACAACCACCGCCACUUCAACAGCCAUUGCAACCUCACCGACCUUCAACCUCCUGCGACCGCCAUCCCCAGGAGCAGUUCACCGGCUUCUGUCCCUCAUGCCUCUGCGAACGCCUCGCCGUUCUCGAUCCCAACUCUUCUUCCUCCACUCGCAAGCCCCCUACGUCCUCCACCGCCGCCGCCGCCCUUAAAGCCAUUUUCCGACCCUCCACCGCCGCACGCGCCGCCAACCGCCCUCCCCUUUCCUCCUCCUCCUCAUUCUUCCCGGAGCUCCGCCGCACCAAGUCCUUCUCCGCCUCCAAGAACGAAGGCUUCUCCGGUGCCUUCGAGCCUCAGAGAAGGUCCUGCGACGUCAGAGCUCGCAGCACCCUCUUCUCCCUCUUCAACCAAGACGACGAACGCAAAAUCCCCAAAAAGGAAACCGAAGUCGAAACGAGAAACCUCGCUUCCUCUUCCGUCGUUCAAGGACCGGUCAUCGAGACCAAGGAAGAGGAGGAAGAUAUCAUCGUUGUAGAAGACGACGAGGACGAGGUUAGGGUUUUGGAAGAGCCAGAGCCAGAACCUAAACCGCAACUUGAACAAUCAAAUGUUAUUGAAGAUAGGGUUCAUGAAAUUGUAGAAGAGGAACCGGAAAUAGAAGCAGAAGCGGAAGCCGAAGUUUAUGUGGAAGCAGAAGAGGUAUUGAAGCCGAUGAAGGAGCACAUGGAUCUGGAUUCGCAAGCUAAGAAGAGUUCUGGACGUGAUUUCAAGGAAAUAGCGGGGAGUUUCUGGUCCGCAGCCUCGGUUUUCAGCAAGAAACUCCAGAAGUGGAGGCAGAAGCAGAAGAUGAAGAAGCGUGGAAGAAACGGCGCCGUUGUGGGGUCCCGUACGCUGCUGCCCGUGGAGAAGCCCAUUGGACGGCAAUUCCGCGAGACUCAGUCAGAGAUCGCCGAUUAUGGCUUCGGCCGGCGCUCCUGCGACACUGAUCCGCGGUUCUCGCUUGAUGCCGGGCGAAUGUCUUUUGACGGUGAUCCUCGGUACUCGUUCGACGAGCCCCGAGCCUCGUGGGACGGUUACUUGAUGGCAAGGUCAACCUUUCCCCUUCCUCCUAGGAUGCCUACAAUGUUGUCUGUGGUUGAAGAUGCUCCUGUUCAGGUUCUGAGAACUGAUACACUGAUUCCUGUGGAGGAACCAUUAACAAUGGCCAUGAAUGCUAUCAAUGAGCAUGAAGAUGAGACACUCCCUGGUGGUUCUGCUCAGACCAGGGAGUAUUAUUCUGACUCUUCCGCGCGGCGGAGGAAGAGUCUUGAUAGGUCUAGUUCCAUAAGGAAGACCGCCGCUGCUGUUGUGGCUGAAAUGGAUGAAUUGAAGCCUGUUACCAAUGCCAAUGCUAAGGUCACUCCUGCUGCUUCGGCUGAUUAUUUUCAUCCCUUGAGGGAUUCCAAUUCCAAUUCCUUGAGAGAUGAUAGCUCUGAGAUGAUUGAUGUCAGGUUUAGGGAUGGUAAUAAUGGGGGAAAGUGCAAUGGGGACCGGAAAGGAGGGUCUAAGAAGUCGUCCAGCCGGUGGAGCAAGGUUAUUUGGGGUUUUAUUCACCGGCGAGGUGGAGGAGGAGGCAAUAAGGAUGAGGAUGAGGAUAGUAGGUAUAGUAGAGGGAAUGGGAAUGGAAAUGGGGUGGAGCGGUCUUACUCGGAGUCAUGGCAAGAGUUUAGAGGGGAGAGGAAUCCUGAUGGUAGAGGUGGUUUUAAUCCAAAGGUUUUGAGGAGCAAUAGCUGCGUGAGUUGGAGAAAUGCUCAGGCUUUUGGUGGAUUUGGAGGUAUGAGGAAGAGUGAUGUUCAGGCUAAUGGGCAUCAUGGAAGGAAGGGAAGGGAUGAGUUUGUAUUGGAAAGGAACCGGAGUGCCCGGUACUCUCCUAACAACGGAGAUAACAAUGGGCUGUUGAGGCUCUAUUUAACGCCGGCACGAGGUGGCUGGAGAAAUGGAUCCGGGAAAGGCAGCAGGUCGAACCAGGCACACUCUAUUGCCAGAAGUGUACUUCGGUUGUAUUAA
Messenger RNA from Abrus precatorius (Indian licorice), 2073 nucleotides. RefSeq names its product protein OCTOPUS-like. Gene Ontology annotation, cellular component: plasma membrane. The transcript has a single exon. Lineage: Eukaryota; Viridiplantae; Streptophyta; Magnoliopsida; Fabales; Fabaceae. The record is from RefSeq and is a predicted model, not a curated record. The coding region runs from base 1 to 2073 and encodes 690 amino acids.